Messenger RNA from Momordica charantia (bitter melon), 1151 nucleotides. RefSeq names its product class V chitinase-like. Gene Ontology annotation, molecular function: chitinase activity; chitin binding. The record is from RefSeq and is a predicted model, not a curated record. Gene Ontology annotation, biological process: chitin catabolic process; carbohydrate metabolic process. Lineage: Eukaryota; Viridiplantae; Streptophyta; Magnoliopsida; Cucurbitales; Cucurbitaceae. Gene Ontology annotation, cellular component: extracellular region.
CUUCUCCCAAAAUUCUCUCUAAUGGCCUCCAAUGAUCUCUUUGUGAAUGCUGGGUAUUGGUUCACCCACACCAACACCCAGUUUCCAGCUUCCAAAAUUGAUGCCAAUCUUUUCACCCAUCUCUUUUGUGCUCAUGCUGGUCUCAACUCCCAAACUUAUGAACUCUCCAUUUCUGAUUCACAAAAACUCCUAAUUCAUGAGUUUUCCAAAACUGUCAAACAAAAUAACCCUGAACUGAAAACUUUGCUGUCCAUUGGAGGAGAUGAUGCAAAAGCUGAGAGAUUUGCUGCCAUGGCUGCCAGUUUUUUCCAUCGUGCAGCCUUUGUUAGAACCACCAUUGCCAAAGCAAGAGAGGGCAAUUUUGAUGGCCUUGAUCUUCAGUGGCUCUACCCUUCUUCUGUGGAGGACAUGGCCAACUUUGAAACUCUCAUUAUUGAGUGUCACAAUGCUAUUAUUAGAGAAACCACAAAAUCUAGUCUGCCAAAGUUGAUUCUUGUUGCUACAGUCUUCUACUCGCCUCAUAUGGAGAAUAUUACUUAUCCAACUCAAGUAAUGAUAAGAACUUUGGAUUGGGUUAAUGUGAUUGCUUAUGAUAUUUUCACUCCCGCUUCGUCAAGCAAUGAAACUGGACCGUCCUCAGCAUUCUUCAAUCCAAGGAGAAGAGACUUGUGUGGAUCCUUCGGUAUCAAAAUAUGGAUUGAGGUAGGUUUGCAUAGUAAAAUGAUGGUAUUUGGAAUUCCCUUCCAUGGUUGGGCAUGGAAGCUUAAUAGUUCUGAAAAUCACCAAGUGUUUUCAGCAGCCCAUGGAGCAGCUCAAGGAGAGGAUAUUUCCAUGGAAGGGCUCAUAGAGUAUAGAAAUGUUAAGAAAUUUAUAGCUGAGAAGGAUGCCAAUAAUGUGGCGUUGGACCAGAGGUUUGCAAUUGCCUAUACAUACAGUGAUUCAACUUGGAUUGCCUACGAAGAUGAAGAAACCAUAAAGUUGAAGAUUUCAAGUGUUAAAAUGGACUUGGAAUUGCUUGGUUACUUUGCUUCCAACAUUGCAGCCGACGAUGAAAAUCUCUCUCUUGCUAACACAGCCUCGGAUCAGUGGAGAAAGAAAACUUAGACCAUGCAUUGGGUGGUAGCUUGUAUAAUUUUAAUUUCUAUCUUUUC